Microdochium trichocladiopsis is the source of this 2008-nucleotide messenger RNA. Its product is annotated as eukaryotic translation initiation factor 3 subunit D. The coding region runs from base 133 to 1866 and encodes 577 amino acids. NCBI's taxonomy places the organism in Eukaryota, Fungi, Ascomycota, Sordariomycetes, Xylariales, Microdochiaceae. The record is from RefSeq and is a predicted model, not a curated record. Gene Ontology annotation, molecular function: translation initiation factor activity. Gene Ontology annotation, cellular component: cytoplasm; eukaryotic translation initiation factor 3 complex. The transcript is spliced from 3 exons. Gene Ontology annotation, biological process: translational initiation.
CUUGCAAGUCGAUCCAAAGGUUGCGACGCCACCAACGACGACUACUGCUGUCCGCGCAGUAUCGAAAACACGACGACACAGGCCCUUGUUUCGACGUCGACAUCUGCACAUCGACACAGAUACAUAUUCGCGAUGCCGUCAUCACUGGCCGACCUGAUUUCGGCCCUGCCCGAGGGCGACGGCUGGGGCCCCGCCCCGGUCACUGAGACCACCAUCGACGGCGUCCCCUAUGCGCCGUUCUCGAAGGGCGACAAGCUCGGUCGGAUGGCCGACUGGGGCACGGACGGAAAGGAUGGCAGAGACGGACGUGGUGGCAGACAGCAGUUUGGUCGCAACUUCAGAGACCAGCAGAUCUACGGUGCCGGCAGCGCCGGCCUCUUCGUCGCCCCUGUCACCGAAGGCGAUGAGAACUCGUUCUCUGUCGUCAGCAGAGAGCCCACAAAGACUCGCUUCGGACGCGGUGGUGUCUUCACAGCACGUGGCCGUGGCCAGCGUGGCGGUCCCGCCGGCACUGCCCGGGGUGGUCGUCAGACCUUCCAGCGCUCCGGAAGAGGGGGUCAACAAGGCUAUGGUGGCUACGACAACCGCGGCGGACGUGGUGGACAGCGCGGAGGUGGCCGUCGUUUCGGCUGGAAGGAUUACGACAAGCCUCAACGCAACCGUGAUGCCUCUAUCAACAUCAAGGCCGACUGGAGCCUGCUCGAGGAGAUCGACUUCAACAGACUGGCGAAGCUCAACCUGGAUGCUGAUGAGGGUGAGGAUGUCGAGAGCUACGGUUUCGUCCACUACUACGAUCGCUCUUUCGACAAGCAGCCUGUCAAGUCUGCCGAGCGCAAGCUGCUGGCCGUCGACCGUGCUCUGUACAAUGUCACAACCUCGUCCGACCCUGUCAUCCAGGAUCUCGCCGAGAAGGGCGAGGCCAGCAUCUUUGCCACAGACAGCAUUCUUUCCAUGCUCAUGUGCUCGACGCGCUCGGUCUACUCCUGGGACAUUGUCAUUGUCAAGCAGGGCGACAAGGUCUUCCUUGACAAGCGCGAGAACGCCACUCUGGACCUGGUCACCGUCAACGAGAAUGCCGCCGAUGCGCCGAUGGAGGCUGUCGAUGGCAACAAGGAGGGUAUCAACCAGCCCCACGCCCUGGCUGAGGAGGCCACCUACAUCAACCACAACUUCGCCAACCAGGUGGUUGUUGAGAGCGAUAACAGCAAGGUCGAGAUGGAGCACGAGAACCCCUUUUACAACGCGGCUGAGGAGACCGAGCCCCCGGCCAGCAAGGCGUACAAGUACAGGAGGUUUGACUUGUCUACCAGCGAGGAGGACCCUAUGUACCUCAUUGUGAGGACAGAGCUCGAUGCCGUCCAGAAGAACGCCCUCAGCGGAGAGGACCAGUUUGUGGUUCUGAAGGCGCUCAACGAGUUUGACAACAAGGCCCAGGGCAGCGGCGGCGCGCUCGACUGGCGGACCAAGCUUGCCAGCCAACGUGGUGCUGUUGUCGCUACCGAGAUGAAGAAUAACAGCGUCAAGCUUGCUCGCUGGACCGUCCAGAGUAUCCUGGCCAAGGCCGAUGUCAUGAAGCUUGGUUUCGUCUCUCGUGUCAACCCCAAGAUCAACGACAAGCACGUCAUUCUGGGCGUUAUCGGCUGGAAGCCCCGGGACUUUGCUAACCAGAUGAACCUGUCGCUCGCGAACGGCUGGGGUAUUGUCCGCACGAUUGCCGACAUGGUUCUCAAGCGCGAGGAUGGCAAGUUUAUCCUCGUCAAGGACCCCAACAAGUCAAUCCUGCGCCUGUACGAGGUCCCUGCCGGUAGCUUUGACGAGGACGAUGAGGAGGAGGAUGCUGGCAUCGCGGAGCAGGCCGACGAGUAAAAAGUUUAAUGUGCUUGGGGUAUGAGAGGAUGUGCGUGAACCGUCUUUAGAUUAUGCCAAAUAGAUCUGGUAGCAUCCAAAAAGGAGUUUGGUCAUUUGGAAUGAGUGGUUCAUGAGUGUAGUACGUCUCACACGAUUUGGA